AUGGAGUCAACCGCUUUGAAUGGGAGGAUGGCCCGAUGGCAGAUCUUACUGUCUGAAUUUGAUAUUGUCUAUGUGAGCCAAAAAGCUAUAAAAGGGAGCGCAAUAGCUGACUUUCUGGCUAGUAGGGCUUUGGAAGAUUACGAACCGUUAAGUUUUGAUUUUCCAAAUGAAGACUUGUUGUGUAUAGUCGCUACUGAAGAAAAUCCCCAAAAAGGCCACAGUUGGAAGCUAAACUUUGAUGGAGCCUCGAAUGCUGUGGGCAAUGGAAUUGGGGCAGUCUUAGUAUCCCUGAAUGGUGAUCAUUAUCCUUUCACUUGCAAAUUGGAUUUUGAUUGCACAAACAAUAUGGCAGAAUACGAAGUGUGCAUCAUGGGUAUUCGUGCAGCCAUAGAGCGAGGAAUCAAAGUAUUAGAGGUCUAUGGAGAUUCAGCAUUGGUGAUAUAUCAGCUCAAGGGUGAGUGGGAGACGAGAGAUCCCAAAUUAGUCAGCUAUCGAAAGUUGGUCCUUGAAUUGAUUAAAGAGUUUGAGGACAUCACUUUUUGCUAUCUCCCACGAGAUAAGAACCAGAUGGCCGAUGCACUAGCUACUUUAGCUUCCAUGAUCAAGGUGAACAGAUAUGAGGAUAUGAAGCCAAUCCAAAUGAGUAUCUAUGAAGACCCGGCUCAUUGUUACAAUAUUGAAGAAGGAGAAAUCGAUGAUAGUCCUUGGUAUCAAGAUAUACUACGAUAUGUAAAAAAUCGUGAGUAUCCUGGCCAAGCAACAGAGAAUGAAAAGAGAACUCUGAGAAGAUUAGCCAUUGAUUACGUCUUAGAUGGAGAGAUCUUAUACAAGAGGGGAAAAGAUCAGGUUCUGUUAAGAUGUGUGGACGCCGUGGAAGCAAAGAAAAUCCUGGAGGAAAUCCAUGAGGGCAUCUGUGGAACGCAUUCCAGUGGGACCUCCACCGGGGCAACGCCUUUCUCCUUAGUUUAUGGCAUGGAGGCAGUCUUGCCCAUCGAAGUUGAAAUCCCUUCUCUCCGGGUUUUGACCGAGCUACAUUUGGAUGAAGCAAAAUGGGUUCAGUCUCGAUACGACCAGUUGAACUUGGUAGAGGGAAAAAGACUAAAGGCUAUUCAGCAUGGUCAGAUGUACCAAAAAAGAAUGAUGCGAGCCUACAACAAGAAGGCCUUUUCUGGAGGAGCCCUGAUCCUGGCUGAAAUGGAUGGAAGAACCUUGCCUAAUCCAGUAAAUUCAGAUUCAGUCAAGAGAUGCUUUACUUGA
Gossypium raimondii (Peruvian cotton) is the source of this 1257-nucleotide messenger RNA. RefSeq lists its product as uncharacterized. The transcript has 3 exons. The coding region runs from base 1 to 1257 and encodes 418 amino acids. NCBI's taxonomy places the organism in Eukaryota, Viridiplantae, Streptophyta, Magnoliopsida, Malvales, Malvaceae. Gene Ontology annotation, molecular function: nucleic acid binding; RNA-DNA hybrid ribonuclease activity. The record is from RefSeq and is a predicted model, not a curated record.